AUGUACAAGUACACCAACAUCUCGAAACCCUUCUCCAUCCGCCCUCCCCAGGGUGGUGUUAACUGGAUUGAGAUUCCUGCUCUUGACGUGCCUACGCUUCAGCAAUUUUAUAAAUCAGUCUUCCCAUCUUGGCAGUUUGGCAACUCUGAGCGACACGACGAACAGUUCAUUUCGUUAUUCAAAAUCGAGGAGCCUGCUUACAUCGAAGGGGCUAUCAUCAAAGUGAAUGAUCACACUCUGACUUCUACGAAUAAUGGAACUGCUGAGGCGGUUGGCAUGACGGUGUACUUCCUUGUUGAUUCCAUCGCUGAGACUCAUGAUACGAUCAUGGGUCUCGGAGGAAAGCGAAUACUGGCAAAGACUGACGCCCGGGGUGACGGAUGGUACGCUAAGUAUCUCGACCCUUCUGGCAAUGCCUUCAGCAUCUACGAGGUGGCAUUUCAGACCUGA
Messenger RNA from Colletotrichum truncatum, 450 nucleotides. The record is from RefSeq and is a predicted model, not a curated record. Lineage: Eukaryota; Fungi; Ascomycota; Sordariomycetes; Glomerellales; Glomerellaceae.